CUAAGUCGGGUUUUUUUCAUACAUUAUUUUCAUUUAAAUGUUCAUUUUCACGUAAGUGAAGUUAACAAUAGCUGGCCGAUUUAGUUUUUUAGUCAUUCAUAAUGUCAAUACCACUUGAAAACAAUACUGCUAGUAGUAGCAGCAGCUGCAAGGGAAGUCGUACUACGUGUCCUAAUCUUAGUAAUUAUGACGUUAGUGUCGGUACUACUAAUAACAGCAACAACAACACUAAUUCUAACAACACUAAUUGUGGAAACAAGACCGCUGAACUCAUGCUGAAGACUGUCAUUUUGAUUGGGGGGCCGUCCAAGGGGACUCGCUUCAGACCUCUGUCCCUGGACUUGCCCAAGCCCCUCUUUCCCAUAGCAGGUUUUCCAAUGAUCUACCACCAUAUUGAGGCAACUAGUAAGCUGCCGAACAUGAAGGAGAUCCUUCUGGUGGGUAGCUACCAGUCUAGCAAGCACUUCAGCUACUUCAUUGCUUCAAUGCAACAACAAUUUAAGAUUGUUGUCAGAUACCUACAAGAAUUUGAGACCCUGGGAACAGCGGGAGGUUUGUUCCAUUUUCGGGAUCAGAUCCUGAAUGGAAAUCCUGAUGCCAUUUUUGUCAUGAAUGCCGAUGUCUGUGGAGAAUUCCCACUCAAAGAGAUGCUGGAUUUUCAUAAAACCUGUUCACCAGAUGGCAGACAGUUCACCAUACUCGCUACUGAGGCAACCAGACAACAAUCCCUAAACUACGGUUGCAUAGUGGAGAACGAGAAACACCAGGUACUCCAUUACGUUGAAAAGCCACACACGUUCGUCAGCACUCUCAUCAGCUGUGGAAUUUACCUCUUCUCCACUGCCAUCUUCGAACAUAUCAGCGUUACUUUUAAAGAGAUGAAUGAAGAAAUCUCGUUUGACAUUGAAGACAGCUGCAGGGUCAACUGUUCGGUUAUCAGGUUAGAACAGGACAUAUUCAGCAAGCGUCUGCCUCAAACUGGCAAGUUUUUUGUUUAUCAGACGAACAAUUUUUGGAGUCAAGUUAAGUCAGCAAGUGCCACUAUAUACGCAAAUCGUCAUUACCUGGCCAUAUAUUCGAGGACCCACCCUGAAAGGUUGGCCCCCCCUAACAAGAUGGGUCCUCUAAUUAUUGGCGACGUCUUCAUUGAUCCAGGUGCCUUUGUUCACCCCACUGCAGUGUUAGGGCCGAAUGUGACAGUAAGCAAAGGAGCCAACGUGGGCCCAGGAGCUAGGGUCAGGGAGUCCAUAAUUCUUGAGGGGGCCGUUCUCAAGGAUCACUGUUGCAUAUUGUACAGCAUCAUAGGCUGGAAGAGUGUCGUGGGGGAGUGGGCUCGGAUUGAGGGCACACCGAUGGAUCCCAACCCCAACAAACCAUUUGCAAAGUUGGAUUCAUGGGAUCUGUUCCAGGAAGAUGGAAGGCUGCAUCCAUCUAUCACUGUCAUUGGAUCCAAUGUCCACAUUCCAGCUGAAGUCGUUGUGCUGAAUUCCAUCGUCUUGCCCGAUAAGGACCUGGAUCGAAGUUUCAAGAAUCAGAUCAUUCUAUGAAGAGUGCUGACUGACCUCUGCUGAUGUUUUCGUGUCGUUGUGUGUUUUAUUUCUGUUGUUAGAAGACGUUUCAUCUCUUGAAUUGUUUUCAUUUAUGACGUGAUCCAUCCAUUUAUUUUUUCAUUUCCCAGUUUUUCGUCACUUUUUGUUGAUAUCGCGUAGUUAAAAACAAAGUUUGACAUACGACACUUGAUAAAUAUUAUCACCUACUUUUCGUCAUUCACACAUUGAAAACUGCCAUCACGUUGUAGUUGUGAACAUGAAUUGUAUUGUAUGAUAUAUUUAUAAUAAUUUGUGUAAACUCUGCACCUCUCUGCUCUUUCCAUUCAUUUAUUGUUAAUAUCUUCAUUUGUGUAGUUAUUAUUUUAAACAAAAUUAUCCAUAUUAUUGUUCAUAUUAUUGUUCAUACUAUUAUUGUAAUUUUGGUGAACAUUUCAUAAGUUGUUUUACAGUGUGAAAUUCCAUUAUAAUUAAGUUUGUAGUUUGGUGACGGUUGGUUAAUAAUAAUUAAAUUAACUAGAAUAAUAAAGAAAUGGAUCUAUAUAUGCCAUUUAAUUACAUUUUGCACGUUUUGCAUUUAUUUUUAUUAAAUAUAAUCUGGAAGGAAGAAAAACAAAGACACAUUUGUUUGAUAAAUUUUUUUUAUAUAAUUUGUUCAGCAAAUUGUUUUAUUUUUUUGACAUUUUUAUUUACAUGAUGACAAAUAUAACUGUAAGACAAUUCAUAAUAGAAA
Molecule: messenger RNA, 2280 nt
Organism: Helobdella robusta
Lineage: Eukaryota; Metazoa; Annelida; Clitellata; Rhynchobdellida; Glossiphoniidae
Exons: 13
Coding region: 102-1547 (481 amino acids)
Biological process (GO): biosynthetic process
Cellular component (GO): cytoplasm
Source: RefSeq, a predicted model, not a curated record